Messenger RNA from Ilyonectria robusta, 1402 nucleotides. Its product is annotated as protein-tyrosine phosphatase-like protein. Gene Ontology annotation, molecular function: F-box domain binding. The transcript has a single exon. The record is from RefSeq and is a predicted model, not a curated record. Gene Ontology annotation, biological process: negative regulation of protein binding; negative regulation of SCF-dependent proteasomal ubiquitin-dependent catabolic process; regulation of ERK1 and ERK2 cascade. Bases 167 to 1147 code for a protein of 326 amino acids. Lineage: Eukaryota; Fungi; Ascomycota; Sordariomycetes; Hypocreales; Nectriaceae. Gene Ontology annotation, cellular component: cytoplasm; nucleoplasm.
CACUCGCACUUUCAACUUCACCUCUACUCUCUACUCGUCUCUCUCGACUCACACCCACAACAGAAUCGCCCUUCAGCGCUCUCCUACUGCGGCAUCAUCACCUCCUCAUCAGAGAAACCACAUCGCAUCCAGCUGUUCAUCGCCCAGGCUGGAGGCAGUUGCACCCAUGGACGCAGACAUCUACCAGUCCUCCAUCGCCAACAAUGCGAUGCCCGCGGCGCCCUACACCCGGCGUCCGCCGAGCCCGCCCUUCAUCCACAUCCCCCCCACGGGCACGGCCGUCUCGGACGAUGGGACCUUUAGACUGAUGCCGUCGUAUACGGACGUCGACUCCAGCCAGUUGACCAGCCGUGAUCUCGAUAUCAUCACCCAGAACGCUACGCAGAUCGCCACCGACCGCGCAGCCGACUGGACCUACGAGCAGCGCCGCGAGGCCCAGCCGCUUCUGGACUUUCUCUAUCUGGGCCCGAAUAGCGUGGCCCGUGAUCUCUCCUUUCUGCAGCGCGAGGAAAUCACCAUGGUCAUUGUCGCCCGCGACGUCCGCAUGACCGGCACACCGCUCUUGAGCAUCGAAAAGGCUGCCCAGGUUCUGGGCUUCAAGGUCCACUACACCGACAUUGAGGGGCCUGACCAUAUGAUUACCGAGUUUUCCAGCACCGUCUCUGCCAUCAACGACCACCUCCUCGCCAUUUACCACAGCCAGGCCCAGGGUAAGAACCAGGAUGGCCAACUGAUCGUUGAACCUUCGUCGUUCCGCCGAGGCAGGGUCCUCAUCACCUGCGAGACGGGCAACGACCGGUCCGCCGCGAUUGCCGCAGCCUACAUCAUGGCGGUGUUUGGCCAGGACAUGAUCACGACGCUGCAGUUCAUCUGCAUCCAGCGGUUCUGCUGCUGCUUUGACGAGGACGUCAAGCGCAAGCUCCAGUCGUGGGAAGACAUUCUCCGUGCACGGUCCCAGGUUGCACUGUCGCGGGCUGCUGUGCCAUCAGGGUCUGGUGCCUUUCCGAGCGCUCCACAAGCGAAGCGGCAAAUUGACGACGUCAUGGACAUGGAAGAGGAUUUUGUUGACGCUGGGAAUGGGGUUGUGACUGAUCGGGAUCGAUUUGAGGGGCGAGAUGCGUUUACACCUUUCUUGGACCAUAUGUAGGGAAUUAGGUGUACAGACGCUUGGCCGGGGACAAUGUGGCGCAGAGAAACACGGAAUUUGGUAUUGGCUUGCUAGCAUAUAUUAGGGGGUUGAGUUAUGGCGUACGGUUUCCGUGUGGUUUUGUUUAGAUACCCUGUAUUGAUAGACUCCCGCUAUUCAGAUUACUGGAUCUUAGGUAUGAGAAAAGGAACUAUCGGAGUCGGGGGAACUGGUCGCUAGACCAAUAUACAGAUGAUAACACGAGCAUUCUUGGAG